AUGGAGACCGGGUUAAAAGAAGCUAAACUAUCAGAUAAUAAAGUAUCCGACAUUACAACAGAUAGUGUCUAUUCAUUCUCUACACAAUUCAAAGAAGUUUAUGAACUGAUCUCUAAUAAUGAUUAUAAUAAUGCAUUACUAAAAUUGGAUGAUUUAUUAGAGUUUGUACACGAUUAUAAAUACGGACAAGAAAUUAUUACACACGAGUGGACUUCCUUAUCCAAAUUGAUGAUGGAUGAACAAUUACCUGCUAACUUAAAUGAAAUCAUAACAAGAAUAGUUAUAAGUGCAAUGAGAAAUAAUCCACCAGUUAUUGAUUAUAUUAGAAACCAUUCAGCUGAUAGCUUAGUGACUAAAUUAUUUAGUAAGGUUGAGUUGUGUGAUGAUUUUAUUUUAUUGAAAAGAUAUGUCACAUUUUUAGAGCAAUUCUUGGAUCCAAAACAAGUUACGUCACAGAAUUUAAAUAUCUUAUAUUCAAUUUUUAACAGAUCAUCCGAUAAACAAUUGAAAUGGAAAAUAUUACAUAUCGUUUCAUAUUUCUAUACUCAUGGACAAUUCAUGGAUUUAGAACAUGAUUCAUUGUGGUUUAAGCACUAUUUGGCUAUGAUAGAAGAUUCAGCUGCUGAUGAAUACCAUAUAAGAUUGUUUUUUGAUACAUUAUAUGAUAUAAAAUUACAUUAUGGCAAUAAUAUUCAAGUUCCAUCCAGCUUUCUUAAUUGGUUAAAUAAUCAAAUACAAAUUAGAGAAAACAUUAAUGAUUUAAGUGAAAGAGACCCUGAACAAAUUGAAUUUAAUGAUAGAUUGAAAGAAAGUAGACAUAAUGUUUUUGGUAACCCUAUGGCAGGUCGUAUUAAACAUUUUAAUGAUGAACUGUAA
Molecule: messenger RNA, 876 nt
Organism: Arxiozyma heterogenica
Lineage: Eukaryota; Fungi; Ascomycota; Saccharomycetes; Saccharomycetales; Saccharomycetaceae
Gene: SIL1
Product: Sil1p
Exons: 1
Coding region: 1-876 (291 amino acids)
Cellular component (GO): endoplasmic reticulum
Molecular function (GO): adenyl-nucleotide exchange factor activity
Source: RefSeq, a predicted model, not a curated record